Molecule: messenger RNA, 1498 nt
Organism: Olea europaea var. sylvestris
Lineage: Eukaryota; Viridiplantae; Streptophyta; Magnoliopsida; Lamiales; Oleaceae
Product: protein BREVIS RADIX-like
Exons: 6
Coding region: 368-1417 (349 amino acids)
Source: RefSeq, a predicted model, not a curated record
CUUCAUAUAUCCUUCAAACAAACACAUAUAUUUAAAUGCAGAUGCAGUGAUAAUUCCAUUUUGAAGAAAAUCGAAGCUCCAGGCAUAUCAGAUGCAGCGGGAAGCGAGAUUAAAUCGGAGAAUUUCAAGUUUCGAAAGAAUUAAUCCAUGCAAGGAUUAAUCUUUGAAGGGUUCUUUUGGGUUUUUCGUUUUGCAGCGAAACUUUAACAGAUUCAGGAAGAAACCCAGAAAUUUCUAGCUCUUGAAUCACCAUUGAAGAAGCUUCAAAGUGAUUCUUGAAGGGAUUUUGCAGUUCUUUUGAGUUGAAGCAAAAUAUUUGAAAAACGAAAGAAAGGAAUCGACAAACAUAUCAAUAGUACAGUAGAAAAUGUUGACGUGUAUAACAUGCUCAAAGCAACAAGCUGACGAUGGAGAGGAAGCACCGAGAGGUACUCCAAAUACAAAAGAUGCUGUCAAGACUCUUACCAAUCAGAUCAAGGAUAUGGCGUUGAAGGUCUCGGGAUCUAGUAAACAAAGCAAAGGAGAGAGCAGUUAUAAGAGAGGUCAAAGAUCAUAUCCUGAUUUCGAUAUAACAGAAGGACCAUACCCUUCUUAUAUGCAACCAGGAAGCUCAAGUUCUACUCCAGCUUGGGAUUUUACUAGCACUGCUCAUCAUGCUUCUCAGCCUGACUCGAGAUUUAGCAGGCCUUAUGCUGGUGAUCAGACCCCUGAUGCUCGAGAAUCUAUCUCGACUAAGUAUGGCGAAGUAUUGCUAGAAAAUGAUGAAGCCAAAGAAUGGAUGGCUCAGGUGGAACCUGGUGUUCAAAUUACUUUCGUGUCUCUCCCUCGUGGAGGAAAUGAUCUUAAACGAAUCCGUUUCAGCCGGGAGAUGUUCAAUAAAUGGGAAGCUCAGAGAUGGUGGGGCGAAAAUUACGAGAGAAUAAUGGAGCUCUACAAUGUUCAGAAAUUCAAUCAGCAAGCUUUUAACACUCCAGGGAGAUCUGAGGAUGGGAGAGAUUCAACUUACUCGAGGCUCGAAUCUGCCCGGGAAAGCCCGAGGAUGACUCCAUCAGUAAGGUAUAGGCCUUCUGGGAGUAGUAGUUAUUUCCCACCAGACCAUGGUGGCAGUCAGUAUUAUAAUACAGGAUCAAGAGGUUAUCCUGGUGGUGCCCCUAGAGGUGAGACGUCGUAUAUGGAAGCAUCAAGGGAUACGAACGCCUCAGUAGACGAUCCAUCAGUUUCCAUAAGCAAUGCCAGUGACAUUGAAUCGGAGUGGAUUGAAGAAGAUGAACCGGGAGUGUACAUUACCAUCAGACAACUGGUCGAUGGUACUAGGGAGCUUCGGCGAGUCAGAUUCAGCCGAGAAAAGUUUGGCGAGGUGAAUGCAAAGCACUGGUGGGAAACAAACAGGGACAGAAUACAAAAUCAAUACCUAUAAAUGACAGAUUUUCCAUUGAAACAAAUUCAUUCCAUUUUGCUCCAAGUGAAUGCUGCUAAAAGGAUUAAGCUCCAUAAUAUC